This is a messenger RNA of Truncatella angustata, 556 nucleotides long. RefSeq lists its product as uncharacterized. Lineage: Eukaryota; Fungi; Ascomycota; Sordariomycetes; Amphisphaeriales; Sporocadaceae. The record is from RefSeq and is a predicted model, not a curated record. The transcript has a single exon. The coding region runs from base 127 to 474 and encodes 115 amino acids.
GAACACAGCAGCAUCAUACAGAAUCCAUGAUCCUUUCUAGACGGUAUCUAUUACUACGUAGGGAUUCCCAAAUUGGCGCUCAAGUACAAUGCUAAAUCCUCUCAGGGCCCUUUCCCGCAAUACACCAUGGCCGACAGUCGAGUGAUACAUGCUUAUCGUCGUCUUUACCGCCAUGGUCUACGAGCGGUUCAGUUCUCAAAACCAGCGCGCUAUGUUCUUCGCGAUCGUUUGAGGGUCGCGUUUCGCGAAAAUGCUGCCAAACUCGACGAAACCGGUGUUGAAAAGACCGUCCAGUUCUUGGAGGCAGCGCAAAUGUCUCGCGGUCUGGAACACAAAGUACUCAAGAACUUGCUAUUCGUAGCAUUUCAUCGAUAUGAAGCCCGAAGUCUAAAAGCAAGGACGUCGGAUGACUCGAGGCAUGUGUCCCCCGCGAGUGGAAAAAAAAAAAAAAAAAAAAAAAAACCACAUUACUGACUAUCCCGAUAGACUUACACCCUUCAAUAGGAAGGUUAGAGAUACUGCCUUUAAACAUUACGACAUGACUAUAGCGAUGCUC